Molecule: messenger RNA, 846 nt
Organism: Aureobasidium musti
Lineage: Eukaryota; Fungi; Ascomycota; Dothideomycetes; Dothideales; Saccotheciaceae
Source: the annotation of a GenBank genome assembly
AUGUACUUCACACGGACAUUGUUAUUAUUCGUCGCAACCUCAAGCUUGGUUGCUUCAUCACCAUUCACACACAACAAGCGUGAUGCAGCAUCGACGAGCUCAAAGCAGCUAUCUGCUACCACCGCAACAUCCUCAGAGGCGCCUUGCCCUACCACACCCGAAGCAGGCACCUACUGCGGCUUCGUAAAUCCAGAAGACCCAUGUGCACCCCAACCAGGAGGACAAGGCCCAAGGAUAGUCCCGGACACGGUAUCAGCCUUCAAGCAGUACACACCCUUCCAAAGCAUAUCUUUAAACAACACAUACGCGCCUGGCUACACGAACAUCUUCAAAAACCUCACUGCAGCAGCCGACCUGCACGAGUACCUUGGCAUGUACUAUCUCGACACAUACUCUCCCUCUGCCUGCGCACAGAAAUGCAACACCGCUACAAACUGCACAAGUUUCAACAUCUAUGUGGAACGCGACCCGAGUCAAAAUCCUACCAAGAAUGACUCUACAGCACCUACAGUAUGGGGAUAUUGGUGUCCCAAUCCACCCUCCAUCACAAACUACGUCUGUGCGCUUUGGGGCGAUGGCAUGUAUAACUCUUCAGCGACGAACUAUGGCCAAUACCGAGGAGGCGAUUUCGAAGUCGUUAUUGUGGGCAGUAAUGGCUUUGUCAAGAAUGGAGUUUACAAUUCUUCUUCGUAUUGGAGUGCGGCACCGUCUCCAGUCUCGACGUCUGGGAUGCCGCAGCCGAGCGCGAGUAGUAUGGUGGCGUAUACUGGAGGUGCUGGUGCGCUCGAGAGGGGAUGGUUGUGGAUGGCAAGUGCGUUGCUCGUUGCGACGAUGAUACUUCUGUGA